Messenger RNA from Prorocentrum cordatum, 775 nucleotides. Lineage: Eukaryota; Dinophyceae; Prorocentrales; Prorocentraceae. The record is from the annotation of a GenBank genome assembly.
GGGGUUGCUGCUCCCUGUCGUGCUGCUCCGGGUCGCGCUGCUCUCUGCCGUGUUGCUGGGGCCACUCGUGGAUGUCAACGUCCAAGGGCUGCUGCUCUCUGUCGUGCUGCUCCGGGUUGACCUGCUCUCUGCCGUGCUGCUGGGGCCACUCGCGGACGUCGACGUCCAAGGGUUGCUGCUCUCUGUCGUGCUGCUCCGGGUCGUGCUGCUCUCUGCCAUGCUGCCGGGGCAACUCGCGGAUGUCCGCGCCCAAGGGCUGCUGCUCUCUGUCGUGUUGCUCCGGGUCGCGCUGCUCUCUGCCAUGCUGUUGGGGCCACUCGCGGAUGUCGACGUCCAAGGGCUGCUGCUCUCUGUCGCGCUGCCCCGGGACAUGCUGCUGGGGCCCCUCGCGGAUGUUGACGUCCAAUGGCUGUUGCUCCCUGUCGCGCUGCUCCGGGUCGCGCUGCUCUCUGCCGUGCUGCUGGGGCCACUCGCGGAUGUCCGCGUCCAAAGGCUGCUGCUCUCUGUCGCGCUGCUCCGGGUCGUGCUGCUCUCUGCUGCGCUUCUGGGGCCACUCGCGGAUGUCGACGUCCAAGGGCUGCAGCUCUCUGUCGCGCUGCUCCGGGUCGCGCCGCUCUCUGCCGCGCUGCUGGGGCCACUCGCGGAUGUCAGCGUCCACGGGCUGCUGCUGCUAUCUGUCGCGCUGAUCCGGGUCGUUCUGCUCUUUGCCGUGCUGCUGGUACCACUCGCGGAUGUCGACGUCCAAGGGCAGCUGCUCUCUGUCGUGCUGCCCCGG